Messenger RNA from Etheostoma cragini (Arkansas darter), 1790 nucleotides. RefSeq names its product tryptophan--tRNA ligase, cytoplasmic (gene wars1). The record is from RefSeq and is a predicted model, not a curated record. Gene Ontology annotation, biological process: tryptophanyl-tRNA aminoacylation. NCBI's taxonomy places the organism in Eukaryota, Metazoa, Chordata, Actinopteri, Perciformes, Percidae. Bases 80 to 1510 code for a protein of 476 amino acids. Gene Ontology annotation, molecular function: tryptophan-tRNA ligase activity; ATP binding. The transcript is spliced from 11 exons. Gene Ontology annotation, cellular component: cytoplasm.
GGCUGAUCAUAGAGGCUGAUGCAAGUUGAAUGAGUGAGCUGUCAGUUGUGUGUGAAGUACAUUGUACGGUGUGAAGAAGAUGACGGACUGCCAGGGAGACGGGGAAGGAGCCAAGAGUCCACUGGAGCUCUACGAGGAACUGACAACACAAGGAGACGUAGUCAGGACCUUGAAAACAGCUAAAGUAGAUAAAGCUAACAUUGAUGCUGCUGUUCAGUUGCUGCUAAAGUUGAAAGUAGACUACAAACAGAUGACAGGUCAGGAUUACAAAGCAGGCUGUCCGCCCUCAGAAAACUCUGUUGCCCCCGACAAUGGGCCAGCAGCAGAUGGUGCUGAUGAUGAAGACACAGUUGACCCAUGGAACGUUUCCACUAGCAACGCCAAAGGAGUGGAUUAUGACAAGCUCAUAGUAAGGUUUGGAAGCAGUAAAAUUGACAAGGAGCUGGUGGACAGAAUAGAAAAAGUCUCUGGACAGAAGCCUCACCGCUUUCUACGAAGAGGAAUCUUCUUCUCACACAGAGAUAUGCAGCAGGUUCUGGAUGCGUAUGAGAAGCACAAGUCCUUCUACCUUUACACUGGCAGAGGUCCGUCCUCAGAAGCCAUGCACGUUGGUCACCUCAUCCCCUUCAUCUUCACCAAAUGGUUGCAGGAUGUGUUUGACAUCCCCCUGGUGAUCCAGUUGACGGAUGAUGAGAAGUACCUGUGGAAGGAUCUAACACUAGAAGAUUGCCACCGCUUCGCUGUGGAAAAUGCCAAGGACAUCAUCGCCUGUGGCUUUGAUGUCAACAAAACCUUCAUCUUCUCUGACCUCGACUACAUGGGUGCAUCCCCUGAAUUCUACAGAAAUGUGGUGAAGAUCCAGAAGCAUGUGACAUUCAACCAAGUUAAAGGCAUCUUUGGCUUUACAGACAGUGACUGCAUUGGAAAGAUCAGCUUCCCAGCCAUCCAGGCAGCCCCUUCCUUCAGUAACUCUUUCCCACAGAUCUUCAAAGGCAGAAAGGAUAUACAGUGUCUCAUCCCCUGCGCCAUAGACCAGGAUCCCUACUUUAGGAUGACCCGUGAUGUAGCUCCAAGGAUCGGCUAUCCCAAACCAGCCCUGCUGCACUCCACCUUCUUCCCAGCCCUGCAGGGGGCGCAGACCAAGAUGAGCGCCAGCGACGCCAACUCCUCUAUCUUCCUCACCGACACACCCAAGCAGAUCAAAAACAAGGUCAACAAACAUGCAUUUUCGGGGGGGAAAGACACAGUGGAAGAGCACAGAAAGUAUGGUGGAAACCCAGACGUGGACGUUGCCUUUAUGUACUUGACCUUCUUCCUGGAGGAUGAUGAACAGCUGGAGAAGAUCAGACAGGAUUACACAAGUGGAGCUCUGCUAACGGGAGAACUGAAGAAGCUUUUGAUUGAAACUCUGCAGCCAAUGAUUGCGCAGCAUCAAGAGCGACGCAAACAAGUCACAGAUGAGACAGUCAAGCAGUUCAUGACACCCAGACCUUUAAAUUUUAACUUUUAGUCCGCUUGAGCACCUGAUAUGUCAAAGUUCAUCAUGUUGUUCAUUAUGAGAAAUGUAAAUUACUGGAGCAGUGAUGUGUGUCUGUGUCAAACUAAGCCUGGCAUUGCCCUCACCUUGAUGCUAACUGGCAUGCUACUUGUUAGCUUCACUCUCCACCAAAUGUACACAUCUGUUUUCAUGAAGUGUUUGGUUUGGCAGCGCUGCUGUAAUGUCACAAGCUCUUGUUCUCUCCCUGACAUCAGUUCAGGAUGAAUGACAAUUAAAGCAGAGUACAAAUGUA